Messenger RNA from Cylas formicarius (sweet potato weevil), 2293 nucleotides. It is a transcript of the gene Dhap-at, whose product is annotated as dihydroxyacetone phosphate acyltransferase. The transcript has 11 exons. Gene Ontology annotation, biological process: ether lipid biosynthetic process. Gene Ontology annotation, cellular component: mitochondrial membrane; peroxisomal membrane. Gene Ontology annotation, molecular function: glycerone-phosphate O-acyltransferase activity. NCBI's taxonomy places the organism in Eukaryota, Metazoa, Arthropoda, Insecta, Coleoptera, Brentidae. The record is from RefSeq and is a predicted model, not a curated record. The coding region runs from base 123 to 2144 and encodes 673 amino acids.
UCUUCAAUUAAGUAUUUGAAAAACAGAAAUCUUGUGCUAUCUGACAUGUAAUUGGUACAAGUAUUUGAUGUUGCCAAAUAUUCCUUACUUUCGAUCAUCAUAUUUGAUUUAUAAAGCUAAAAAUGGUUAAUUUCGACAGGGUUUAUGAAGAUAUUUUAAGUUAUAGGAGCAAAGAAUUUAGUCAUUUUGUAUGGGCCAACAAAAAAUGUAAUCCAAGGCUUGCAGUGGAACAACCAACUCGACCUUCGCCUUUCCAGCACAAGCAAGCAGUAUUAAACAGUCUUAAAAUUAAAGAUUUAUUGGAUAAAUUGAGUAUAACCUUAAAUGUUUCCAAAGAUGAGUUGGGAACACAAGUGAAGAGAAUUUUGGACGAAAUAGCCUACAAGAAAAAUUUAAACAUUAUUCGAGCUUUGGCAAUAGCAUUAACCAAAAUAUGUUUAAAAGUAUGUAAUGGAAUCCAAGUCAAUUUCAAUGGAAUUUCUAAGUUGAAAAGUUAUAUGGGUCAAUGUCCCGUAAUUUUUGUACCUACACACAGGAGUUAUGCAGACUUUAUUAUAUUUUCAUAUGUUUGCUUCACAUAUGAUAUUGAAAUUCCAGCAAUUGCCGCAGGAAUGGAUUUUCAAGGAAUGUUGGGCAUGGGUGAGAUUCUGAGAAAUACAGGAGCAUUUUAUUUAAGAAGAGCUUACAGCGAUGACCCCCUAUACUGGACUACAUUUAAGCAAUAUGUGUAUCAACUAGUUACCAAAGGAGACCUUCCAAUUGAAUUUUUUAUUGAAGGAACCAGAAGUAGAAGCAAUAAGUCAUUGAUCCCAAAAUAUGGAUUUAUCAAUAUGAUAUUAAAAGCAUUUUUCUUCUCUGAAGUACCUGAUAUUUUGUUUGUUCCCGUUAGUAUAAGUUAUGAUAGGAUCUUAGAAGAAAGCUUGUUUGCUUUUGAAUUACUCGGUAUUCCAAAGCCAAAAGAAACAACGAAGGGUUUUUUUAAGUCUUUAAAAAUUCUUAAAGAACACUUUGGUAAUGUAUACAUUCACAUUGAUGAUCCAAUUUCGGCCAAGGCAUUCUUAGGCGAUAAAGUUGACAGAUCAGUGCACAGUCUUUCUCCGUUGUAUCAGCAAGAAAUGACAGAUGAAGAAAAAUCCUUAAUUUCACCAUUUGGGUAUGAAAUUGUACGCCGGCAACAAAAUGCUAAUGUUAUCACCACAUUCAAUUUGGUAGCCACAGUUUUAAAUGUCAAUCUCUCUCUUGGAAACGAGUUUAUGUCUAUAGAUAUGUUAUUAGCAGAAGUGGAAUACUUGUCCCUCAUUUUGACAAAUUUGGGAGCAUACAUUUUCGAGCAAAACUUUAGACAAGGUUUACAGCAAAGUUUGGUUGUCCAUCAAAACUUAAUUAGAAUUCAAUCAAAUGGAGCCAUUGGUUUGGUUGAAAAUUCCAUUGUUUUGGAUGCAGCAAAUCUAUCAAAAUUAAAAGGGCACACAUUUUCCCAAGAAGUAAUGAAUUAUUCUGUGCCAUUUGUUAUGCUGCAGAUGUAUACAAACCCAGUUCUCCAUCACUUAAAGGAUGUAGCAUUUAUUGGAGUCGUGUUGAAAAGUGUACCUAAUCUAGAUAAAGAUGAAUUAUUUCAGCACUUCAAGUUCCUGAAAUCUUUGUUUGCUAACGAAUUUGUUUCUUUUAACGAUUGGCUGGAAAAGGAUUAUGAUGCAGCAUUGGAACAUGCCCUCACCGAAAAUUUAAUUGUUACAAAAAAUGCGAGUUAUGCCUUAGCAGGAACUGCAAAGUUAAAUAAUAUUUUUAGGAACAGUAUCGAACCUUUUUUUAUGUCAUACUUUGUCGUACUUGAUGUAUUACUGAAAAGCUCAAAUUUUUGCGAGGAAAAGAAUAUUUUGGUUAAUGCUCAACAGUGGCUGGAGUAUGUUAUUGACCAGCGUGAUGUAUUCAUACAUCCUUAUUGUUUGUCUUUAGAAACUUUAGGCAACUGUUUAAAUAGUCUGUGUAAUAUGGGUGUGUUAAAAAAAAGGAUAAGGAAUAAAGCAGCAUUGUUUGAAAUAGAUCAACAUAAGGUUGAGAUUGUAAAAGGCAGAUUAGAAAUGUACAUUCCGGAAGUCAGUGUAAUACUUAAUUUCAACAAACAUGGGAAAAACAAAUUGUAAAGUUGUGCUAUGUUUUGGAUUUAAUUUUUGUAUAACUUUAUUAAAUUUUGUGUUUAUAAUUUGACUUAAUUUCUUGUAAAGUUUCAUUUUAGCUAUAUUUUUGUACUAAGCAUUUAAAAUAAAAAUAUGUGAGAAGGUAUGUCGGAGCA